AUGCAAGAUUUUCACCAAGAAUACGACUUCCUCGCAACGAAAAAGCAGUGGAAGGAUCAGUUAGUCAGAUGGGCCUUCCGGAAGAGACUAAACAAGGAGGAUAGUGCACGAAUCUGCCACCUCUAUCGUCAAGGUGCUCAGCAAGGCAGAGACAGGACCGUCUACUUCAAUAGAGAACCGAAAACCCUUGAAGAUAUUCGAGCAUACAUCAGGAAAUCGCCCUUAGUAGCCACCGAGGAAGAUCUACUGCAGUAUCUCGACGUCGACAACAGAUCUCCGUACAUCACCUGGCUGGACACCGAUCCGGACCCGGCCACAUCACCUGGCCACUUGCUGAGUGUUCCUGCCGCAGACCAGCCAUCGGAAAUUGCUGCUUCCCAUGAGCAGUUCCGUGUGGACUGGACGGCUCGGGACCACUCGCCGUUUGACGAUCAACUCGCUCGUGAGGUGCACCUUGAAGCUAUACCGCAGGCGCCAGCAGUAACCAGCGCUCGAAGACCCGAAUCAGGCAUCGAAAACAUCAUGUCCCAGUCUCUCCUUGUCGCCAACAAACUAUCGGACGCUCGACGUAACAGAAAGUUCACCCCCUCUCUCUCCACACCACUGGCGGUGUCUGCUCGGCCUUAUCCAGAUCUUCUGUGGCAGGCCAUGGACAUGAUGGCCUGGCUGCAGGUAUCCUUCAACGUCGUCCUACUGGCUCUCGACUACUUUGACCAGAUUUCCCUCUCGGAGAGGAUAGCCAGCGGCUACGUCUUCUGGGCCCGCGUCAUCAUUUCCCUCAAGCUCGCCCACACUCUCCUCGAGGACCAUCCGUUCACGUCUCACUUCUGGAGUCGGGUCCUCGACAAACACGGCAUCUCCUCCAGCACAGGUUUCAGGCUCGAACGCGAGAUUCUCGCCAAUCCCGACUUCCACCCUCUCCCAGCACAAGCAGACUGGGAGCUCAUGUCGUACGAGGCUCGAGGCGCGACGAGGGCUUAUCUACACACCAUCAGCAGCGCCUUGCAGACCGACAACCCCGCCGGCGUCGCUGGUGGUGACGCGGUGGUCCAACCCAACCCGCCAGACACCAAACAAAAACCAGAAAGCGCGACAGUGUGGGACGCACACAAGGACGUGAUCCGUUCCCUCUACCUCGAUCAGAACUGCACGCUCCGGCAGAUCAUGGACACGAUGCAGAAGCAGCGCGGCUUCACCGCCAGCGAACGCGCCUACCGGCAAAAGCUACAUGAAUGGGGCAUCAGAAAGAACGGGCCCAGCUUUCCCGGCACCGGCAUCCUACAACAGAAUGGCGGGUCUCGCUUGCCGCCGCCGCCGCCGCCGCCGCCGCCGCCGUCGUGGCCAUUCUCGAGCACACCGCAGCGUGACCUACUUGCACUCACCACGGGCCAGAGCGACGAUGGUGCUGGUGCUGGUGCUGGUGCUGGUGCUCCGAGAACCUGA
Molecule: messenger RNA, 1443 nt
Organism: Cyphellophora europaea CBS 101466
Lineage: Eukaryota; Fungi; Ascomycota; Eurotiomycetes; Chaetothyriales; Cyphellophoraceae
Exons: 2
Coding region: 1-1443 (480 amino acids)
Source: RefSeq, a predicted model, not a curated record